AGACCCACAACUUGACACAGCGGGUGCUCGCCGGACACCCGUGCGCCCUUCGCCUUUGGACUGCGCCAUGGCGGUCGCGAUGUGCCGGGGCAGUGGCUGGCUCCGGCUCGGUCUGCGGGCCCGACCUGUGACCACGUUCCCGCAGGUGAACCCUCGGACCGGGCGCACCUUUCAGACGUACCAGGAGAUGAGUGAGAGCGAGGUGGGGCAGAUCAUUGAGGAGGCGAACGGCGCCUUCCAGGCCUGGCGCCGCGUCCCGGCGGCGGAGCGCGUGGCGGCGCUCGCGCCCCUGGCGGAAGGUCUGCGGAGCCGAGCGGACGAGGCGGCCGAGCUGAUGUGCCAGGAGAUGGGGAAGCCACCGGCGCAGGGCCGCGCGGAGGUGCUGAAGUGUGCCUACCUGGUGGACUGGUACGCCCAGCACGGGGCCAGCUUCCUGGCAGAUACGCCGUACCCGGCCUUGCCGGGCUUUGCCAAGUCCUUCGUCACCUACCAGCCCCUGGGAACCAUCCUGUCCAUCAUGCCCUGGAACUUUCCGAUGUGGCAGGUGAUCAGGAUGGGGGUCCCCACCCUGAUGGCGGGCAAUGCGGUGCUGCUGAAGCACGCACCCAACUGCUUCGGCAGCGCCUUGCUUUGCGAGGAGCUGCUGAAGACAGUCAACGUGCCACAGGGGCUGUUCCGCUCUUUGAUCGUAGACGUGCCGCAGACAAACAAGAUCCUGGAGCAUCCACUUGUGCAAGGGGUGGCUUUGACGGGCUCGGAGAUGGCGGGCCGGGCGGUGGCGGCGAAGGCGGGAUCGCUGCUGAAGAAAGCGGUGGUGGAGCUCGGGGGCAGCGAUGCCUAUGCUGUGCUCAAGGACGCGGAUUUGGACGCGGCGGCCGAGGCGGUGGUGACGGCGCGGGUGGUGAACAGCGGCCAGGUCUGCAUCGCGCCGAAGCGCGCCAUCGUGGAGAGGAGUGUGAAGAAAGCCUUCGAGGAGAAGGUGCUGUCGAAGGUGGCCGCAAAGAAGUACGGGACGGAUUUCGGGCCUUUGGUCCACGCCAAGGGACGAGACGACGUGGCGCGCCAGGUGCGGGAGAGCCAGGCCCAGGGUGCCAAGUUGCUCUUCGGCGGUGACAGCGCUGCACUGCCAGAAGAGGAUUGCACAGAGGCCUUCUACCCUCCGACGGUGCUCACGGACGUGAAGCCCGGGAUGACGGCCUUCGACGGCGAGAUCUUCGGGCCGGUGAUCGCCAUCGUCGAGGCUGAAGACGAGGAGCACGCACUGAAGCUCGCCAACCAGUCGCACUACGGGCUGGCGGCCGCAGUCUUCACCAGCGACCUGGAGAAGGGGGAGCGCUGGGCGGUGAAGGAGCUGGACGCUGGCAUGUGCUUCGUGAAUGACUUCGUGCGCAGCGACCCCUCGCUGCCCUUUGGCGGGGUCAAGGCCUCCGGCCUGGGCCGGGAGUGCGCGGCCUUCGGCAUGCAGGAGUUUGUGAACGUGAAGACCAUCUGCGUCAAGUGAAGCGAAUCAAUCCGUCGCGCCCCAAAGGGAAUGGCCCCGUUGGUCCGGUGGAACAGUGGCAGGUGACAUCCAUCCCACCCCAUCGAGAAUUCCCCCGUUGGUUCGGUGGAUUUGACAUUUGCACAGUUGCCUGGCCAUCCAAAGUUCACGCUGGGUGCUUGAGGUGGUA
Effrenium voratum is the source of this 1670-nucleotide messenger RNA. The record is from the annotation of a GenBank genome assembly. Lineage: Eukaryota; Dinophyceae; Suessiales; Symbiodiniaceae.